GAAGGUGUGAGCGGCCGGGGGGGGCUGGGCGCUCUUCAGCGUCCCCUCCCCAGCGAGACCCCGGUGAGGGGUGCUGGGGGUGAGGGCAGGAGCGGGGGGCGCAGCCCCGCUGGCCGGCGGACGAUGAGGAGGCUCCUGAGCGCUGGGAGAGGAAGGAUUUGACCAAGAGAGCACCGAGGAGAUGUCGGCUGUGAAGCCCGACAAGGGCGAAGGCGACACCAGCAGCACGAGCAGCGCCGGCGGUGGGGAGGCCCAGGAGUCACAGCCGUCCCCGCUGGCCCUGCUGGCAGCCACCUGCAGCCGCAUCGAGUCUCCCAAUGAGAACUCCAACAGCUCCCAGGGCCAGCAGGGUGGGAGUGGCGAGCUGGACCUGAAUGCAGCCGCCGCCCAGCUCACCCAGUCGGCCAACGGCUGGCAGAUCAUCUCGGCGGGCUCCAGCACCCCCACGGGCUCCAAGGAGCCGGGCAGCAACGGCAGCAACGGCGGCGACGCCUCCAAGAGCCGCCCGGUCAGCACCGGGCCCUACGUGGUCACCUCGGCGUCCGGCCUGCAGAACCAGCAGGUGCUCACGGGCCUGCCGGGCGUCAUCCCCAACAUCCAGUACCAGGUGAUCCCCCAGUUCCAGACCAUCGACGGGCAGCAGCUGCAGUUUGCCACCACCCCGGCACAGGUGAACGUGCAGCAGGAUGCCUCGGGGCAGCUGCAGAUCAUCCCCGGCUCCAACCAGCAGAUCAUCACGAGCCGCGCGGGCGGCAGCAACCUCAUCGCCAUGCCCAACCUGCUGCAGCAGGCCGUGCCCAUCCAGGGCGUGGGGCUGGCCAACAACAGCCUCUCCGGCCAGACCCAGUACGUGGCCAACGUGCCCGUGGCCCUGAACGGCAACAUCACCCUGCUGCCGGUCAACAGCGUGGCCGCCAGCCUGGCCCCCACAUCCCAGACGGGCACCCUGAGCACCGCGGGCUCGCCGGACAGCGGCUCCCAGCCGGCCACCUCGGGGGCUGCCAGCAGCUCGGGCAGCACAGCCACGUCCCAGGCCAGCUCGGGCGCCUUCUUCACCAACGCCAACAGCUACUCCACCACCACCACCACCAGUAACGUGGGCGUCAUGAAUUUCUCCACCAGCGCCACAGUGGGCACCAACGUGCAGGCGCAGACCCCCCAGAGGGCCAGCAGUGUCCCCAGCUCGGACUCUCUGCAGAGCCCGGUGUCUGGGGUGGCUCUGCAGCCGGGGCAGCAGAAGGAGGGCGAUCAGAGUCAGCAGUCACAGCAGCAGCAGCAGCAGCAGCAGAUCCUGAUCCAGCCACAGCUGGUCCAAGGAGGGCAGACAAUCCAAGCCCUCCAGACCACCCCGCUGUCUGGCCAGACCUUUGCCACUCAGGCCAUCUCCCAAGACACCUUGCAGAACCUGCAGCUCCAAGCCGUGCCCAACUCUGGCCCCAUCAUCAUCCGCACGCCCACGGUGGGUCCCAACGGGCAGGUGAGCUGGCAGACCAUCCAGCUGCAGAACCUGCAGGUGCAGAACCCCCAGGCACAGACAAUCACGCUGGCCCCCAUGCAGGGAGUGUCGCUGGGCCAGACGGGCAGCACCAGCACCACGCUGACCCCCAUCGCCUCCCUGCCCAGCGGCACCGUCACCGUCAACGCCGCCCAGCUCUCCUCCGUGCCGGGCCUCCAGACUAUUAACCUCAGUGCCUUGGGAGCGUCCGGGAUCCAGGUGCACCAGCUGCAGGGGCUGCCCCUGGCCAUCGCCAACACCCCCGGUGAGCACGGGGCCCAGCUGGGGCUGCACAGCGGCAGCGGAGACGGGCUGGGGGAUGAGAGUGCGACCGUGGAGGAGGGGGAGACCAGCCCCGACCCCCAGCCCCAGCAGGGCCGGAAAACACGGAGGGAAGCCUGCACCUGUCCCUACUGCAAGGAAGGAGAGGGCAGGAGCUCUGGGGAUCCAGGGAAGAAAAAGCAGCACAUCUGCCACGUGCCGGGCUGCGGGAAGGUGUACGGGAAGACCUCGCACCUGCGGGCGCACCUGCGGUGGCACACGGGGGAGAGGCCCUUCAUCUGCACCUGGGUGCUGUGCGGGAAGCGCUUCACCCGCUCCGACGAGCUGCAGCGGCACAAGCGCACGCACACGGGAGAGAAGAAAUUCGCCUGCCCGGAGUGCCCCAAGCGCUUCAUGCGCAGCGAUCACCUCUCCAAGCACAUCAAGACCCACCAGAACAAGAAGGGAGGGGCCACCAACGUGGCCAUGAACGUCUCGGCCGUCCCCAUGGACACGGCGGCCUCGGCCGAAGGCAACGGCGGCGCCACGCCCUCGGCGCUGAUCGCCACCAACAUGGUGGCCAUGGAGGCCAUCUGCCCCGAGGGCAUCGCCCGCCUGGCCAGCAGCGGCAUCAACGUCAUGCAGGUGGCCGACCUGCAGUCCAUCAACAUCAGCGGCAACGGCUUCUGAGCCCACGUGCCCACGGAGCCACCAACCUGCAGCACUAACCCGGCCCGGCACCGCUCCUCUCCAAGGCCAGAGCUAUAUAUAUAUAUUUUUUAAUUUUGGCUUGAUUUUUUUUUUUCCCCUCUUUUUUUUCUUUUUUUUUUUUUUUUUUUUUUUGUCCCCUUUUUUAUCCUUUUUUCCUCUCCUGUGCUGCCCUCCCCACCCUCCCGAGGCUCCUCGGCGUCAGCACGCCUUGGUCCUUUUAGCAUAAAAAAACAAAAAACACCCCAAACCCCCCUCCCACCCCAAUGACGGAAAUACCAACAAAACAACAGAAAAAAAAAACCCAAAAAAAAAAAAACAAAUGCAAAAAAAAAAAAAAAAGAAAAAAUGCAAAAAAAAAAAAAGAGAAAAGAUUCUAUAUUAUUAUUAUAUAUAUAAAAAUAUGUGUUCGUUUGAGAGAGGAGAGAUGUUGCUGCGACCAUGGCGUGGUCCCUUUGAUGCCUUAUCCUGGAGCAGAUCGGCCCCUCUGGGGCACGUCAGGCAAUGCCCGAGCUCCCCUUCCCCUCCCGGAUCCCAAUUCCCAUCAGAAUCCCCAAAAAUCCUCCCCGGGCUGUCGGAUGCUUUGCUUUGAGGUGAUUCUGUAAUUCCUUUGGCAUUCUCGGGGGGAGAUCCCGCUGGAUUUUUCACCCUUGGACUCCCACUGCCCUCCCCUGCCUUGGCAGGUGUUUUUUUAAUUUUUUUCUUGGAUCUUGUUUUUUUUCCAGCCGUUUUCUUGGCAAGGCUCCCUCUCCUGUGGGAGUGGAGCUGCUCCAUGGGAAGGUCGUGGACAGAGGGGCUGGGACGCAGCCCUGGGGGGGACAACUGGAGCUUCCUCAGGGGGGAAAAGUUGAUUUUUUUUUUAAUUACAGCCAGCGUUGGAAUUAAUAAUAAUAGUAAUAAUCGGGAAAAGGAGAAUCUGCGGAGCUCAGCCGGUCUGGAGCGAGGGGAAGCACCGCAGGGACACGAGGGACACUUGAGGGUUCUGUUGUGGCACCGCUGGAGGUGGCUCCUGAAAAAAAAAGAAAGGGUGUUAGAAAUAGGGACAGCUUGGAGAAAAAAAAAAACCCAAACAGGGUUUUCCAGGAUCCUGCUCUUCCCGCCGUGGGAGGGCUCGGUCCUUUCCGUUCUUCCUCCCACACCCUCCUCUUCCUGCCCCAGACACUUCCCGGCCGCCCUGGCCGGGUUCCAUCCCAGAUCGGGGCUGUGGGGUGCAGGGUGUGGGUCCCCCAAAAGGGGAAUCGGGGAUCAUUCCCCGGCAGCAGCUUUGGGAUGAGCCCAGCAGGGUCUGAGCACGGUGGGGGCCCUGGGAAUGACCCCGGGCUGUGGAUCCGAGGAGGAGCUGAGCUCAGGGAGGGGAUGGAGCUGGCCAAGAUCUUCCCUGCUCCCAUUUUGGGGUCGGGGCAUGACCCCCUCUCCCUCCAGGGCGGGGUACAAAGGGGAGGCCCCCCAGGAGCCACGAAUCCCACCUGCCCUGGGCCAUUCCCACAGGUAAAUCGGGUGUUUUUCCCCACCCCAGCACCCAGGGCUUCCCACUCUGGACAUCCCCCUCGCCUUUCCCUGCUCCCCCUUUUCCCGGGAGAAGCUCCAGCAGAGCCAGGAGCACGGGGCAGGCACUGGGGAGGUGCUGGACUCCCUCGGGAAAGCCUCGAGAGGAGCUGGAGCGGCUGCCCUGCCUCCAUCCCCAGGCUGUUCCACACUCGGGAGCUCCGGGAGCCAGCGGGAAUCUUGUUCUGAUUUGGGUUUUUUUUGUAAAAAAACACACACACACAAAAAAAGGAAAGGCAGCAGAAGCUCCCUGGGGAGGGGGCGCAGGGCCCGGCUCCCCCAGCCCCCACCCCGGCUCUCUCUC
Messenger RNA from Prinia subflava (tawny-flanked prinia), 4313 nucleotides. RefSeq names its product Sp1 transcription factor (gene SP1). The transcript is spliced from 6 exons. The record is from RefSeq and is a predicted model, not a curated record. Bases 182 to 2446 code for a protein of 754 amino acids. Gene Ontology annotation, molecular function: RNA polymerase II cis-regulatory region sequence-specific DNA binding; DNA-binding transcription factor activity, RNA polymerase II-specific. Lineage: Eukaryota; Metazoa; Chordata; Aves; Passeriformes; Cisticolidae. Gene Ontology annotation, biological process: regulation of transcription by RNA polymerase II.